Emys orbicularis (European pond turtle) is the source of this 903-nucleotide messenger RNA. Its product is annotated as olfactory receptor 14A16-like. The transcript has a single exon. Gene Ontology annotation, biological process: G protein-coupled receptor signaling pathway. The record is from RefSeq and is a predicted model, not a curated record. Gene Ontology annotation, cellular component: membrane. The coding region runs from base 1 to 903 and encodes 300 amino acids. Lineage: Eukaryota; Metazoa; Chordata; Testudines; Emydidae. Gene Ontology annotation, molecular function: odorant binding; olfactory receptor activity; G protein-coupled receptor activity.
AUGUCCAACCGAACCACCUUGACCCAUUUCCUUCUCCUUGGAUUCUCUGCCGUUUGCGAGCUGCAGAUUUUGCACUUUGUGGUAUUCCUGGUGAUUUACCUGGCAGCCCUGAUGGAGAACCUUCUCAUCAUCCUAGCUGUAGCCCUUGCCCACCAUUUGCACACUCCCAUGUACUUCUUUCUGGUGAACCUGUCCCUUAUAGACCUUGGAUCGAUCUCUGUCACCAUCCCCAAAUCCAUGGUCAAUUCCCUAAUCAACUCCAGUUCAAUUUCCUAUGCUGGAUGUGUCACCCACGUCUUUUUCCUCAUCUUCUUGAUGGGAGCAGAUUUUUCCCUUCUCACCAUCAUGGCGUACGACCGAUACGUCACCAUCUGCCAACCACUGCACUACGAGAGUGUGAUGAACAGGAAAGCUUGUGUCCAAAUGGUAGCCAGUGCCUGGAUCGGUGGAAUUCUUUACUCUGCACUGCACACCAGGAACACAUUUGCAGUAACUUUCUGUGCAGGCAACAUGGUGGAUCAGUUCUUCUGUGAAAUCCCCCAGCUCCUCAAACUUGCCUGCUCUAACUUGUACCUCAGUGAAAUUUGGGCUCUCAUCUUUAGUGCGUGCAUAGUCUUAAAUUGUUUUGUUUUUAUCAUUGUGUCGGAUGUUCAGAUCUUCAACACAGUGCUAAGAAUUGUGGUCUCCUUGUUUGUUUGCACUGGCAUCUUUGCCUACCCGAAACCCACCUCCAGCUCAGCAUCAGGUCUGGACCUUGUGGUGGCUGUUCUCUAUUCUGUGGUGCCUCCAAUGAUGAAUCCGGUCAUCUACAGCAUGAGGAACAAGGAGAUCAAAUCUUCAUUGAGGAGACUGAGUGGGGGGAGGUUAUUCACCAAGAAUUAUUUUUCUGUCUUUCUCGAAUAA